UUGUUCAUUACGCGCGUUGGACUCGAACCGGGAACUGUUGUAGCGUGGCAAACAUGUCUUCAGUCUACAGUGUUCACUGAUAAGCAGACUUGACAUGGACAUGGGUACGGAUUCCACACAACCCAGAGGCCUCGUUAAAUAAACUAGAUUCGUAAUUAGAGUCCUCUUGCUGCUGUCUUCGCACUCGACUUCGAAUUCAUGACUGGCAUGGGGGCACGGUAUUGAUGCGCUCGAUAUUGCGCUCAGAUCUACAGAAGCCCACUCCGCCGGCCACAACUCAACGCUUGAGGACGGAACUUCGCGCGUUGGUGUGAGACUUUUGGAGUUGCCUAAUUGGAACCGCAAUUUAGAGCAAUGACGGACUCUACAGCCUCAGACCCGGUGAGCACCAUCCCGGAUCCAACUAUUGUUGAUCCGUCGACUGUGAACGGCCAGUUCGACCCGACAGAUCAACAGCCACCCAAAAGAGCAAAUCAGGGGGAACCUAAAUUCAAGAUGGACCAGGAGAUGAAGAUUAGCGAUAGUGUGGAGGGGCAAGGCUUACUGGAGAGCAGCAUGAGGCUGAAGCCCCACGAAGCUCAAAGCUACCGCAAGAAAGCAUUGUGGGUCUCCUGGGUUUCCAUCUUUGUGACGCUGAUCCUGGCAGUAGCAGCUUUCACGGUUUCCUUCAUGAGACACAGUGCCUCGGCUUUCGGAUUCGCUUUUGAUGCCGCCCUGGACGUGCUGUCCUCCAUCAUCGUGGUGUGGCGCUAUAGUAACGCCGCCGCCGUUCACUCUGCACACAGGGAGUACAUAGCCUGCGUGAUCCUGGGGGUGGUCUUCAUCCUGUCCUCUCUGUGUAUCCUGGGAAAGGCAAUCCAUGACCUGGCUACCAAGCUACUGCCUGAAGUGGAUGACUUCCUCUUCAGUGUAUCCAUUGUCAGUGGCGUGAUGUGUAUCAUUCUGUCCGUGUUCAAGUUCAUGCUGGGCAGGGUGCUCACCAGCAGAGCCCUCAUCACAGACGGUUUCAACUCCCUGGUGGGCGGGGUCAUGGGCUUCUCCAUCCUAAUCAGUGCCGAGGUGUUCAAGCACGAUCCCAAAGUGUGGUACCUGGACGGGUCCAUAGGGGUCCUGAUAGGCCUCGUCAUCCUGGCCUACGGAGUCAAGCUGCUGGUUGAUAUGGUCCCUCGAGUGCGACAGACGAGGAACUACGAGCGCUUUGAGUGACAGAAGACCACGGGAAGGGCAGCGAGGGCUCAGUGGGGGAUGGGUUCUAGGUUAUAUACAGUAUGUGUACGUCCAGUGUCUGUUCUAGGAUAUGUAUAUCUACGCCCAGUCCCUAUCCUGCUCAGCUCCAUUCUUCCUGGUAGAUCUCUCCAGUCACCAUGACAAACCUAUUGAUUGAUUUAGACCUCACGGUGCCAGCCCAGUGGCAUUUUAGUGAGACACAAGUGGUCCAUUCUGCAGCGUUCCCCCUGUCUCUCUCUUGACUCCGAACCUGAUCCGUCCAUAGGAGUCAUUACGAAGUCAAAGGGAAGACGGAGGAGGUUUCCCUCGAUGUUUCUCCUCCUCUGCCGAAGCAGGGGGAGGCGGAAGGACAGACCGAAGAAUGUGGGCUGCUGAGUCGUCAGGAAAUUAUGCCACUGCCGCUACAAAGGCACUGCACAUUGUCCACUGAUUACAGUCUGGUGUUCAUAUCUCCAUCUCCACUUGGACAAGAUGGCUGAUUCAGAUAUGCAUCUCAGUCCUUAUGGGAUUUCAAAGGUUUCUAAUAGGCUUUUUCUUUUGUUCAGUAACACUGGGUGUGUCCCCAAUGGCACCCUAUGCCCUUUAUAGUGCACUACUUUUGACCACCCUAUUCCCUUUAUAGCGCACUACUUUUGACCGGGGCCCAUAAAAAGUGCACUAUGUAGGAAAUAGGGUGGCAUUUGGCACACACAAACAGCCUAUUUCUGUUUGACACCACUGCUCAAAGUAGGUGUGUUGCGUUUAUGUAAUCGUGAUGUAGUAACAGGUAAAUUAUACAAUAGUUUCUACUAUUCGUAACUAUAGGGCAUGUUUGCUAUCCCCCAAAAAAUCAGCAGGGGAAAUUGAUUUCUGAGAUGCCCAUUGUAUUAUCAAUUGUAGACACAAUAGUAUAGUAUAGCAGUACACUAUGUGCAAUAACAACAUGACAGACGACUCUUAUCAAUGGAUUGUGUCCCAAAUGGCACCCUAGUCCCUACAUAGGCACUAUGGGUCCUGGUCAAAAGUAGUGCACUAUAGGGAAUAGGGUGAUAUUUGGGACAAAACCUGUAUCAUUUGAUUAGUGAAUAUGAAAGCACAAAUGUCCCUGUCAACAACUCAUGUAUGGAAUCUGUGUUUGCUGUAUUGCUUAAGAGGGCCACAUUAAGGGGUGUUGAAUAAAAGCCAAUGGCAGACCAUCAACAGACAACAUGACUGGAGACAGACUCUAGCCAGAGAUUACUGCGCUGGAAUUAAAACAAGUCUUUUUCUGUGCACCACAGCCAAGUCUGUUGGCUUGAGCACAACAGAUCAUCCCUUUUUAGGCCAUUCUCUCUUCCUUAUCUAAUUCCUUAAUCAAGUCUGAUGGGGGUAAUACGGUCGUCCUGGCGAGUAAAUAUACCAUAUACAAUGAUAUUGUUUAAAGCUUUCACAAUCUGCCACGCUGGAUGUAAUUAUAUAUGUAGGAUAUACACUACAUGACCAAAAUUAUGUGGACACCUGCUCAUCGAACAUCUCAUUCCAAAACCAUGGGCAUUAAUAUGGAGUUGGUCCCCCCUUUCCUGCUAUGACAGCCUCCAAUCUUCUGGGAAGGCUUUCCACUAGAUGUUGGAACAUUGCUGGGGGGACUUGCUUCCAUUCAGCCACAAGAGAAUUAGUGAGAUCAGGCACUGAUGUUGGGCGAUUAGGCAUGGCUCGCAGUUUGAAUUCCAAUUCAUCCCAAGGGUGUUACAUGGGGUUGAGGUCAGGGCUCUGUGCAGGCCAGUCAAGUUCUUAGACACCGAUCUCAACAAACCAUUUCUGUAUGGACCUCACUUUGUGUACGGCAGCAUUGUCAUGCUGAAACAGGGGACUUCCCCAAACUGUUGCCACAAAGUUGGAAGCACAGAAUUGUCUAGAAUGUCAUUGUAUGCUGAAGAUUUCCCUUCACUGGAACUAAGAGGCCUAGCCCGAACCAUGAAAAACAGCCCCAGAUCAUUAUUCCCCCUCCACCAAACUUUACAGUUGGCGCUAUGCAUUGGGGCAGGUAGCGUUCUCCUGGCAUCCGCCGAAUCCAGAUUAGUCUGUCGGACUUCCAGAUGGUGAAGCAUGAUUCAUUACUCCAGAAAAAGCGUUUCCACUGCUCCAGAGUCCAACGGCGGCGAGAUUUACACCACUCCAGCCGAUGUUUGGCAAUGCGCAUGGUGAUCUUAGGCUUGUGUGCGGCUGCUCGGCCAUGGAAACCCAUUUCAUGAAGCUCCCGAUAAGCAGUUCUUGUGCUGACGUUGCUUCCAAAGGCAGUUUGGAACUCGGUAGUGAGUGUUGCAAUCGAGGACAGCACAUUACCAUUGUUUCUCCUAAACGUUUCCACUUCACAAUAACAGCACUUACAGCUGACCGGGGUAGUUACAGCAGGGCAGAAGUUUGACAAACUGACUUGUUGGAAAGGUGGCAUCCUAUGACGGUGCCACGUUGAAAGUCACUGAGCUCUUCAGUAAGGCCAUUCUACGACCAAUGUUUGUCUAAGGAGAUUGCAUGGCUGUGUGUUCUACACCUGUCAGCAACACGUGUGGCUGAAAUAGCCAAAUCCACUAAUUUGAAGGGGUGUCCACAUGCUUUUGUAUAUGUAGUGUAUGUGGUUUACAAAAUGAAAAGAAUCCACAUAAAUCAUUGUUAUGUGAAUUACAUGAAUACAAUGUUGACAUUAUACAAUUACAUGCAUGCAGUGUUGACAUACAGCAAUUCAAUGUUGACCCAUUGCACAAGGAGUGCACUUAAGGGCUCUAUUCAAUCCGAAUCGCGGAAAUUCAGCAUUACAGCAUGAUUGAAGGCAAUGUUCCCGGGUUGGCGGAGACUGCAUUCACGGUAAACACUGCAGAUGUGGACUCAAUAGGAAAUGACCUUGAAAUCAGUAAUGCUUCAGGAUACAGAUUGAAUAGAGCCCUAAAGGAAGAUGAUUGAAAUCGAGCCUUCAAGCUGUGCAUACCGAUUCAGUCUUUCAGAAUACUGUACCAAUGAAAGUUGUCAAUAAGACAUUAGUUAUUAUUGUGCACUAUAAUACAAAAUACAUUUUUGUACAUACAGAAAGGGAUUUUUGUUUACAGAUGGGACGGGUCAUUGUACUCGCUCCAAAUGGCUUUUUAGACCAGGAUUCAAUCCGAGGCUCGUUAUAGAGCAGUGCACUGGACAGACAAAAAUGCACUUUUUAAAGUUAACUUACACUUGAGCAGACAUUCGCAGCAUUUGCCUUAAAUGCGAUCUCCACGAACGCCAGGGAAAUUGCCUUUAAAAGGGGCAUUGGGGCCUCCCAGGUGGCGUAGUGGUCUAGGGCACUGCAUCGCAGCGCCAGCUGUGCCACCAGAGACCCUGGGUUCGCGCCCAGGCUCCGUCGCAGCCGGCCGUGACUGGGAGGUCCGUGGGGCGACGCACAAUUGGCCCAGUGUCGUCCGGGUUAGAGAGGGCUUGGCCGGUAGGGAUAUCCUUGCCUCAUCGCGCACCAGCGACUCCUGUGGCGGGCCGGGCGCAGUGCACUGCCAACCAAGGUUGCACGUGUUUCCUCCGACACAUUGGUGCGGCUGGCUUCUGGGUUGGAUGCGCGCUGUGUUAAGAAGCAGUGCGGCUUGGUCGGGUUGUGUUAUGGAGGAUGCAUGGCCUUUGUCUCUCCCGAGCCGGUAUGGGAGUUGUAGCGAUGAGACAAGAUAGUAACGACUAAUAAUUGGAUACUACGAAAUUGGGGGGAAAAAGGGGGUAAAAUAAAAAGGGGCAUUGUUGCAUGUCAACUGUGCUGCACUAUAACAUACUCUGUAUUGAAUCAUGGCCUGACUCUAAUUCUUACCAACCUUUUGUACAUAGCAAUGAAUUCUUGUACAUAUUGUAAUAUAAGUUGAUAUGUUUACAUUGGUAUUGCCAAUUUAAGCAGAGAGUAGACUUGCUAGAUAAUCGGUUGCGGUGUUGUUCUGUAUUAAGAGUGCUUAAGCUAAGUCAAUGUUUGUCUUCUCAAAGGAAAGUGUCAUUAGACUACUAAGUUCAGGAUCUAGGAUGGGUUUCAAUUCACUUCGAUAAUGUGAUUGAGCAAGAGUUGCACCACUGUAACCUUUUGUUUUCUGUAACUGUUUUCAGUCAUAAAGGAUGGAUACUAACGCAACCCCCUAAAUUUAUGGCUGCGUUCCAGGCUGACUACGUUGCAGAAGCAUGCCAGAUGUCACAACGCCUAACCAGAAUAUCAGUUUACCACAUCACAUGAUGGAUUCAUCUGAUACCCGACUCUGCAGCCGAUGACGUGGCACACAACCAUUGGUUAAUCCAAUGCAUGUCUGCAAUGUAGUCGGCCUGGAACGUGACAGGCUCAUUGGAGCACCAUGGCUCUUAGCCCAACGGCCAGCAGGAGGCGAUAUUGAGUCGUUUCAUCUUCCCUUCCAAACGCAUUGUUGGAAACUGCGUAUCCCUCGUGGACAGUUCGUACCUUAAACAUCCUCUACUCAGGCUUCAAAGGUGGCGAUUUCCUCCUUAACUAUAUUUAAAGGUGGGGGAAAUAUGUACUUUAUGAAAUAUCAUGCUAGAGUGGCUAAUGCUACAUAAAUGCCUAGGAAUGGUAGUCCUGGAUGUGGCGUAUCGUGUUCAGCCAAUCCGUUUGCAGCAGUCUGUUGUUUACCCCUGGCUGAACGCAGGGAGCAACAUGAAGAAGCAUUAGCAUGAAUAGAGAAUGUUUUAUGUACGAACCGUCAACGGGGGGAUACGCAGUUUCUCUGGACCCCAGCAAGGUUUUGUUUCAUGGUCUGACCCACUGGGCACAGACAUCAAUUCAACACUUAUUCCACGUUAGUUCAACCUAAUUUAAUUGAAAUGACAUGGAAACAAAGUCGAUUCAACCAGUGUGUGCCCAGUUGGGAGGCACUUUUUCAGUCACAUUCCUGAAGCCCAAGAAACAAACACUUAACGUCCUAGUACACAUGGCAAUGAAAAAGGUUUAUAAGGUACUUUUAGAAGGGUUACUGUCAAAAGUAUGUGUUAAAUAAAAGUAGACCGAUGUCAGGCACAUGGUCCCUCAGAGCUUGUGGGGGCUGCGGGGUGUCUGGUAGGCUGGUGGAUACUGGCUGCAAACAAUGCGCUUGGACGGUAAGAUGAAAUGACUAAAUAUCAACAUCUGUCUGGCCUUUGGGUCUACAUGGCUCGCUGGUCUCAGACACCAAUCAAAGACAGUGAGGUAUCAAAGGAGGCAUAUAAUUUAUUAGCAGAUGGAAAUGUCAUCCUUUCCAAGCCACAAUUGCACUGCACAGAAACAGCCUUAACCAUUGAACUGGGGCACAUUCUGUAAGUAAACUGCUCAGAACAUUGCAGAAAGAAAUGUAAUGAUUAGAGCUGACAUGAUGCAUAAUUUUACAAGACAGAAAAUAAUUUCUGCUUCUACAAAAUGCAUUUCUAUGAUAAUUACAUAUUAAUAUGGAUAUUGUAUAACAUUGCACUCAUCUGAACAGACCCCAGAAUUCUGGAAAUGAGAAUAUAAACUUUGAAAGUUUACUUGCAGGGAAUUGCUCUUGUAAACAGUUGGAAAUGCGGUCGUUUGUGAUUCUCUUCUUAAUGUCUAGUGUAGUUGGUAAUGUGUUCACAGAAAUUCAGUAUUUAUGGUUCAUAUGAGGUCUAUGCUUGCUGCAGUAUGUGUAUAUUAUUUACACAUUAAACUCACUGUAACACCCCUAACGUGUUAGGGGUGUUUCUACA
Messenger RNA from Oncorhynchus masou masou (cherry salmon), 6900 nucleotides. Its product is annotated as transmembrane protein 163a. The transcript is spliced from 8 exons. Bases 355 to 1206 code for a protein of 283 amino acids. Gene Ontology annotation, molecular function: zinc ion binding. Lineage: Eukaryota; Metazoa; Chordata; Actinopteri; Salmoniformes; Salmonidae. Gene Ontology annotation, cellular component: synaptic vesicle membrane. The record is from RefSeq and is a predicted model, not a curated record.